This is a messenger RNA of Osmia lignaria (orchard mason bee), 2692 nucleotides long. RefSeq names its product 6-phosphofructo-2-kinase/fructose-2,6-biphosphatase (gene Pfrx). Gene Ontology annotation, cellular component: cytosol. Gene Ontology annotation, molecular function: fructose-2,6-bisphosphate 2-phosphatase activity; ATP binding; 6-phosphofructo-2-kinase activity. Lineage: Eukaryota; Metazoa; Arthropoda; Insecta; Hymenoptera; Megachilidae. The record is from RefSeq and is a predicted model, not a curated record. Gene Ontology annotation, biological process: fructose metabolic process; fructose 2,6-bisphosphate metabolic process.
GUGCGUUGCCCUUACGUCUCUCUUCCCCUUUCAUUCACUCUCUCACUCUUUCUCUUUCUAUCUCUGUGUGUAUGUGUAUGCUACCACAGUAGACUUUUGCUGACGACCAUUACAAUAUUUUUCCUGGCUUUCUCGUGGCGGUUCUACGAUAAUGCCAAAUUAACAUGAUCACGUUUCAUAAAUAUGAAUUAUAGGAUAGAACCGCAGUGACAGUGAGGAUUACCAAGACAAAUUUCCAUGUGUGCUUAAUGAAUGACAUAUACGUGGUGUGUGCGGGACUGUUGGUGAGACUUAAAAAUUUGUGUUCUUUUACUUCAUAAGAAAACUUUAGUGAAAUAACUGUCGAAAAGAUAGAGUUAUAAUCGAGGAAAGAAGAUUCACGUAGUGUCGUAGAAUGACUGAUCCAAAAAUCGAAAUGCAUUAUACGCCACCGAGCUCGGACACCAUUCAAACAAAACCCUUUCCCAUUCGAGGUGAACGAGCAAACUUCGUAAAUAAGCCCCAUGUGAUCGCGAUGGUUGGGCUGCCAGCUCGCGGCAAGACUUACAUAUCCAAGAAAUUGUGCAGAUACCUGAAUUGGAUCGGUAUAAAUACGAAGGUGUUCAAUCUCGGAGAGUACAGGCGGCAUGCAACUACCGCGUAUCAAUGCCAUGAGUUUUUCCGUCCUGAUAACAUAAAAGCGAUGGCGAUACGUACCCAGUGUGCAAUGGAUGCUCUUAAGGAUGUUUGUCAAUGGUUGGAGAGCGGUGACGGUGAGGUAGCCGUAUUUGACGCGACCAAUUCCACGAUAGAGAGGCGUCAACUAAUCAGGAAUAUCGUUGUCGAGAAAAUGGGUUUCAAGCUAUUCUUCGUCGAGUCCGUCUGCAACGACCCGGAGAUCGUUGAACAGAAUAUCAUGGAAGUGAAAGUGAGUAGUCCAGAUUAUGCGAAUAUGAACAAGGAAGAAGUGUUGGCUGACUUCAUGUUAAGAAUCGAACACUAUCAAGAGAAGUACCAGCCGCUGGACGAGAAUCAGGAAAGCGAUCUCUCCUUUAUGAAGAUCUACAACACAGGGGAGAAAGUACUGGUCCACAAACACGAGGGUCACAUACAAAGUAGGAUAGUUUAUUACCUUAUGAACAUCCACAUAGUGCCACGUACGAUCUAUUUGACUAGGCACGGCGAAAGCGUGAUGAACCUCGAAGGUAAGAUCGGCGGGGACUCGGAGUUGAGCGAAAGAGGCUGGGAAUACGCCAAAGCAUUGGCUACUUAUAUCACUAACCAGGAUAUACAGGGUUUGAGAGUGUGGACCAGCUGGCUGAAGAGGACCAUACAGACGGCGAACGACGUAAACGUACCUCAGGAAAGGUGGAAAGCGCUAAAUGAGAUCGAUGCGGGUAUCUGCGAAGAAAUGACUUAUGAAGAAAUCGCGGAGAAGUAUCCAACAGAUUUUGCUGCUAGAGAUCAAAACAAAUUCUCGUAUCGUUAUCCAAGAGGAGAGAGUUACGAAGAUUUGGUUGCGCGGUUGGAACCAGUAAUCAUGGAGUUAGAACGACAGGGUAAUGUCUUGGUGGUUACUCAUCAAGCGGUUUUGCGAUGUCUACUCGCUUACUUUUUAGAUAAAAGUGCGGAUGAAUUGCCAUAUUUACAAGUGCCGUUGCAUACUAUUAUCAAACUAACGCCGGUUGCUUAUGGUUGUAAAGUGGAACACAUAAGGUUACCUAUUGAUGCGGUGGACACACAUCGACCGAAACCAAAGAUUCCAGGAUAUCUAGAGGAACGAUUCAAAAGGAGAGGAAAAUUUCUUCGCACGUGAUAACAACGACGUUUAUAGCACGGCAGAGCUAAUUGUUACGAUUGUUACGAGGUGCUGAAGACGCAUUCUUUUGGCAGCUGGCUGCCUUUGCGCAUCCAUUUACUUCCUAUUUUAAACAAUUUAGACGAAAUAUACCUAACAGCAUCUAAAGCUGUACCUUGUACAAGUUACGUGAUCGACAAAUUUUUUUCUGUUUUUAAAAAAUUACACAUUCAACAAAUGUUAAAACGUUUUAUUCUGACUCUUACAUCAUCGAGUUCACCUUUGGAGGAACCCAAGGAUAUUGUAUGCGAUUUCAUUUUCAGAAAAGUAUCCGGUGGAUAAUCUAGACUGCGUGUAACCACUUGCGUACAUACAUACAUACAUACAUGUAUACAUUAGUGUCGAAUCUAUCUUGAUGAUCGUAUUCGAAUUAGCGAAAAUAAAAAAAUAAAACGAAUGCAGUUGCUUCAAAGUUUACAUUCUACUGGUAAAUUUGUAAAAUAUUUUACACUGUUCAAAUCGUGAUCAAUCGCCGCAGAUACCUCUUAAGAACAUAGUGGUUAUAUAAUAAUGUUUUAACUGUUGUAAAACAGACAUGCUUUAUUCAUAUUAUAUGUUUUGGCAAUUGUCAACUUACCGAGCUGUGUAUAUUGAUCAGGAAAUAAUUAAGAACCGUUAAUACAUUAUAUAGGGCUAGCGUCCUACACAAGAAUCAUAUUUAAAAGAAGGUUUAUUGCCUUAUACAAUAAUCUAGUUGCCUGUUGGAGGGAAUAGGUUCCAGAAUAUUUUUGUCAAAGUGAUUACACAGUGCAAAUCAUCGACAACUUUUUAAAGCAUAAUUUAUUUCAACAGAAGUGUACAUAUUUUUUUAAUGUCUUUCACGACAGAAAAAAUAAAUAUACUUGAUAAACAAUA